Molecule: messenger RNA, 669 nt
Organism: Drosophila elegans
Lineage: Eukaryota; Metazoa; Arthropoda; Insecta; Diptera; Drosophilidae
Exons: 1
Coding region: 1-669 (222 amino acids)
Molecular function (GO): N-acetyltransferase activity
Source: RefSeq, a predicted model, not a curated record
AUGAUACUGAGUCAAAGGAAUGGGAUAACUAUUCGCCUCAUGGAGGAGAGCGACUACCCAAUCGUGAAAGUUUUUAUGAGGGACUACUUUCAUUACGACGAGCCUAUGGGAAUAGGUCUCGAAGAGCAAAUUCAUCUUCUAAAUGAGGAAGAAGCUGACGAAGGAUACCUUUCGGUGAUUAGCCAAGGGCUUUCCUUGGUAGCGUUCGACGAGAACAAGGGGGGACUCCUUGUGGGCAUUGCUCUGGCCGAAAGAAUGGACCCCAGCAUACUGGCCAAACAACAUAGGGAAGCCGAGGAAAUGGAGCAAAAUGCUUUGGGUCGAAGCAGGCAGAUGAUAGCCCAAGUGGAGCGCGAUGCCAACAUCUUCGAACGCUGCAGUGUCCGCAUAUAUCUGAACUUAGUGGCCGUCUCCGUUCACUCCUCGAUGAGGGGAAGAGGUCUUUUGUCCCACCUCGCCGUCACUCUAAUGAACCUGGGUCGCUCCAGGGAAUUCCCCCUUCUGAUUGGCAGCACCAGUUACUACUCCGCCAAGCAGGCCAUGGAAGGCUUGGGAAUGAAGUGCAUUCACUCGCAGGCCUAUGCCGACUACAAAGACGAUCAAGGCCGACCCAUAUACAAUCCACCAGCACCCCAUACUCAUGUCCGGGUCUUGGCUAGUAAGCUUUAA